AUGAAAUUUUUUUUUAGUAAACGAUCGAUUUCAGAAAUUUAUAAAGAAAUUUUCGAUGAACACCCAACACUGAGUCAUAUUGGUACUUUUAUGGGAAGACCAGUUCUCAUAAUCAAAGACACAAAAGACCUACAGUCAGUUUUACAAAGUGAUUUUCAAAAUUUCAACAGUCGCGGAAUUAAUAGUAAUCCAAAUGACAUAUUAAGCGACAAUGUUUUAUUUAUGGAAAACUACGGACGGUGGAAACUUCUACGCCAUAAACUCUCACCGAUUUUCACUAGAACCAAGUUAAAAAAUAUGUUUUACAUUAUGGAUAGAUGUGCUCAAGAUUUUAUAACGUUCAUAGAGGAUAAUAAAUGUGUAGAACGCGAUACUUAUAAUACUCUUUAUAAUUAUACUACAUCUUCUAUAGGCGCCGCUCUGUUUGGCAUCGACGCACAAACUAAAAGUACUAUGAAUUCUCCAUUUAUAAGCAUGGCACGAAGCUCAAUUGAGCCUUCCUUAAAAGCUAAUCUAAAGGCUCUGAUAUCUAAUGUAUCGCCGACACUAUUUUAUCUACUUGAUUUAAAAUUAUUUGGAGAUCAUGAAGAGUUUUUCAUAGGUACCGUUAAAAGAGUUUUGGAGAUGCGCAGGCGUGAAGGGGAUAAGGAUAAACGUCACGACUUUAUUGAUAUGUGUUUAGAAUUGCAAAGCCAAGGAAUUAUGCAGGAUGCAACAACUGGGUAUGAACUAGAAGCUACUGAUGAAGUAUUAGCAGCUCAAGCGUUUUUCUUCUUCCUGGCUGGUGUCGAUACUUCGGCUUCGACCAUGCACUUCACUUUACUUGAAUUGGCAAGUAAUCCAGAUGUCUUAACAAGAGUUCAUAAUGAAAUAGAUAAAAUGUUCGACGAGAGCAAUGGAAAACUAACAUACGAAGGGGUUGAAAAACUAGAAUAUUUAGAUAUGGUGCUUAGCGAAUCUUUAAGGAAAUAUCCACCAAUAGGCGCAAUUCAAAGACGUUGUACAAAUUCAACGAUUUUACCAAGUGGAAUUAAAAUAGAAAAAGAUGAUAUAGUUGUUAUACCAAUAUAUGCGUUGCAUCGUGAUGAAAAAUUAUUUCCCCGUCAAUCGGUAUUUGAUCCGGAACGGUUUUCUCCAGAAAACGUAUCGAAAAUAGCUAAAUUUAGCUAUUUACCGUUUGGGGAAGGAAAUCGCAUGUGUUUAGGAACAAGAUUUUCUCGAGUACAAAUAAAAUCCGGGUUAGCGUGGCUCCUUCGAAAGUAUACUUUAAAAGAAAAGAAAUAUGAACCAAUAUCAUUUGCACAGAGUCUUUUUAGUGUGAGAGAUGAAAAAGCUAAUUUCGAACUUAUACGAAGACUGGGUAAA
Messenger RNA from Brenthis ino (lesser marbled fritillary), 1365 nucleotides. The record is from the annotation of a GenBank genome assembly. NCBI's taxonomy places the organism in Eukaryota, Metazoa, Arthropoda, Insecta, Lepidoptera, Nymphalidae.